AUGGCCAGCCCUUUUCUCCCACGAGCCUUAGCUGCUGACAGACCAGAUACUCUGACCGUUCGCACCCCCAAGACCUCAGCGUCCCCCACGCUCGGCCGCUCCGCUCCCUCGGCUGAGACACGCCCGCAGCCCUCACCUGGAGCUCGGAGGGCUCGGGACCCGGGAAGACGGCGCCGUCAGGUCGGGAAGCAGUGCGCCUGCGCAGAGGUUCUGGCGCGCACACCCAAUCACAGGAAGCGCUCCCAGCUCCCACCCGCCAGUCAUGGGGCCACCCCGGCUCCCAGCACAGGUGGGGCGCAGCUCCGGCCGCGCGAUCAGGGCGCAGGCGCACUCAGGCCGUCAGGGCGCCGGGCCGGGGAGCUGCUAGCCACGCCCCGUGGACGUACUGCGGCUGCGCACUCGCACGGCCCGGCGCACUCGCGUCUGCGCAGGUGCGGGGCGGGUCUCGGGAAGCGGGGCCGGCGCGUAUGGAGUGCGAUUGUCCCUCCGCCUGGGCGCCGGCGAUCGGCUGUGGCGGCUGUGGCUCCCUGUGAGGCUGCGACCGGAACCCCUGUCGUCUCGGGACGGAGGAGCGCUGGGCGCCGCAGGCGUGACCGCAGCUGCGUGUGCUGCGUGCGGGGCGCCCCUGGGUGCGCAUCCGCGGGGAGCCUGGUCCCAAGAAGGAGGGCCGCGGAGCGGGGCUGGGGGACGAGGCCAGGCUCGUGGGCGCUAAGCGCGCCCCGAGCAGGCGGGGAGAACCGGACCCCGGGUCAGCCAGCCCUGCUCUGCGCCCUGCGGUCGGCCAGGUCAACCAGCCCUGCUCUGCGCCCUGUGGGUCAGCCUCCCCUACUCUGCGCCCUGCGGUCGGCCAGGUCAACCAGCCCUGCUCUGCGCCCUGUGGGUCAGCCUCCCCUACUCUGCGCCCUGCGUCGGCCAGCUCUCCGUUCUCAGGACCCUGCUCCUCCUCCAGAGAGACACCCAGGAGAAAUGGGAACACCCAGUUUGUUCCUGAAAGCCAGGCCCAAGGAAUUGAUAACAUUCAAAGAUGUGGCUGUGGACUUCACCUGGUGGGAGUGGGAGCAGCUGGACCCUGCUCAGAAGGCCCUGUACAGAGAGGUGAUGCUGGAGAACUUCACGAACCUGGCCUCCCUGGGGCUUCCGUUGUCCAAACCAUAUGUGAUAUGCCAGCUGGAGGAAGGGGAAGAGCCCUGUGUGUUGGAGAGAGAAAUCUCAGCGGGAGCCCACUCAGACUGGGAGAGAAGGCCUGAGACCAAGAAAUCAAUUCCAACUCAGGGAAUUUCCAAAGAAGAAUCAUUGCGGGCAGCAUCAGUGGAAAAACACGUUAAAGAUGAGCUCUGGUCCUCCAAACUGCAAACAGCCUGUGGUUGGGAUGAGGAGUUAGAGAUGCAUCAGAAAAAACAGGAGCUAUAUCUGAAAUACAUGCCAGCCACUCAGAAAUCUACCAGUACCCUUACAGGAGAUCCGGAGUGGAGUGAAUUUGGGGGAAGUUUAGGUUUAGGAUCAGUACUUGCUACCAAACACAGUGUUCCCAUGGGAGAAGGACCCUAUAAAUGUGAUGCAGAAUUCAGACAGACUUCAGGGAGCAAUAACUUUCAGAAAACCAAUCCAGGGAAGAAAUCUUGUAAAUGUAAUGAAUGUGGGAAGUCCUUCUAUUUCCAGUCAGAACUUAGGCGCCAUCAGAGAUGUCACACUGGAGAAAAGCCCUAUGAAUGCAGUGAAUGUGGGAGAGCCUUUGGUCAUACUUCAUCCCUUAUUAAACAUCAGAGAACUCAUACUGGAGAAAAGCCCUAUGAAUGCAGUGAAUGUGGGAGAGCCUUCAGCCAGAGUUCAUCUCUUGUUCUGCAUUAUAGAUUUCACACUGGAGAGAAACCCUACAGAUGUAAUGAAUGUGGAAGAGCCUUUGGUCAUACUUCAUCCCUUAUUAAACAUCAAAGAACUCAUACUGGAGAAAAGCCCUAUGAAUGCAGGAAAUGUGGGAGAGCCUUCAGCCAGAGUUCAUCUCUCAUCGUACAUUACAGAUUUCAUACUGGAGAGAAACCCUACAAAUGCAAUAAAUGUGGAAGAGCCUUCAGCCAGAGUUCAUCUCUCACUCAGCAUUAUAGAUUUCAUACUGGAGAGAAACCCUACAAAUGUAAUGAAUGUGGAAAAGCCUUUGCUCAUAAUGCAUCCCUUAUCAAACAUCAGAGGACUCACACUGGAGAAAAGCCCCUAGGAAUGCAGCGAAUGUAGAAGGACCUUUAGCGGAGUACACGUAUCACCAAACGUCAGAGAAUUCAUAUUGGAGAGAAACUGUAAGUGUAAUGUACGAGAGGAAAUCUUGGCUUGGAGGACCCAUUUUGUCCACCAUCAGACAGUACAUCCUAGAGAAAAAUGCUAUCAGUGUCAUGAGGGAGGGUGGACGUUCGUUCACGCCUCUUCCCUUACCAAACACCAGAGAAUUCAUACUAAUGAGAAACCAUAUGAAUAUUGUCUUAGUUAUCUUGUGCUGCCAUAACAGAAAUACCACAAGUGGAUGGCUUUAAAAAAGAGAAAUUUAUUCUCUCUCAAUCUAGGAGGCUAGAAGUCCAAAUUCAGGGCGCCAGCUCCAAGGGAAGGCUUUCUUUAUCUCUCAGCUCUGGGGGAGGGUCCUUGUCAUCAGUCUUCCCUGGAGGAGCUUCUCAGUGCAGGGACCCCAGGUCCAAAGGACAUGCUGUUCUCCUGGCUCUUGUUUCUUGGUGGUAUAAAAUCCCCUGUCUCUCUGCUUCUUUUAUAUCUCAAAAGAGACUGACUUAAGAUGCAACCUAAUCUUGUAGAUUGAGUUCUGUCUCAUUAACAUAACUGCCUCUAAUCCCGCCUCCUUAACAUCAUAGAGGUAGGAUUUACAAUACAGAAAAUUCACAUCAGAUGACAGAAUGUUGGGCAGUCACAUAAUGCUGGGAAUCAUGGCCUAGCCAAGUUGACACACAUUUUGGGGGGACACAAUUCAGUCCAUAACAAAUAUAAUGAAUGCUGAAAGGCUUCAGUCAGCAGACACACCAUAUUCAACCUCAAUUUAUACUGGGGGGAAGCCUUAGAGCCUUCAAUCACAUUAAUGUUCCCUACGCCACCAAAAAAAUAGGAUGACUCAUACUGGGGAGAAGCCCUGCAAGUGUGGUAAAUCCCUCAAGAAUAUAUAUAUACUUACUAAUCAGAGAACGCAUAAUGAAGAGAAGCCCUGUGAAUGCUGUAAGUGUGGAAUGACCUUCAGUCAGAGCUCAUCCCCUGCUCUGCUUUACGGCCGUCUCACAAGAAAACCCUUACGGAUGCAGUGGAUGUGGAAUGACCUUCAGUCGGAUCUCAUCCCUUAUUAAGCACCAGAGAAUUCAUACUUGAGAAAAACGCCAUGAAUGUGGGAGAGCCUUCGUCUCAGCCUCAGCAAUUUCUGAACAUCACAGAGAACUCACCCUCAUUGUGAGAAGCUCUGGGAAUGUAAUCCAUGUGGGAAAAUCUUUGGUAGAUAUUCUUCUUUUUCACAUCAGAGAAUUCAUACUAGAAUGACUUCAAAUUUAGUGAAACUGCGAAAAGGCACUAGUAUAAUUUGGGCCUCAGCAUACGUUAAGGCUCCACCCCAAAGAGAAAUCCUGGGAGCUUAACAAAUGUGAGGAAGGCACUUUUCAGACUUGAGGUUCAUAAAACUAGAGCUAAAAGGGACCCGAGAAGUCAUCUAGUCGGUGAUUUUCUACUGGGUGGGGGUCAUUUUUACAGCUCACUGAGGCUCUGCCUCCCUAUUGUUACCGCAAGUUGCGGGUUUGAGCCACCUGCCGCAAGGCCGAUAGUGAGACGGAGAGGUAAGCAGUAAGAGGGCUUUAUUGAAUACCGGUAUUCAAGAGACAGAGGGGGUUAAAUUUCUCCCAAAUUCUGUCUGCCCUAGAGGGUUAAUGGGAGGGUUUUAUAUGGGGAAGGUCACGGUUACCUAAUGUUUUGAGCACGUAGUCCACAGAUGGUCUUAUACGUCACAAAACAACUACAAAAAAAACUAUUAAACUAAAGAUACGCAUAUCGGGCA
Loxodonta africana (African savanna elephant) is the source of this 4024-nucleotide messenger RNA. RefSeq names its product zinc finger protein 514 (gene ZNF514). The transcript has 8 exons. Gene Ontology annotation, biological process: regulation of DNA-templated transcription. The coding region runs from base 1 to 2229 and encodes 742 amino acids. Lineage: Eukaryota; Metazoa; Chordata; Mammalia; Proboscidea; Elephantidae. The record is from RefSeq and is a predicted model, not a curated record.